AUGAUGGAGAGCACAGGAGGGCCGUAUCUGAACACUGCUGCCGUUACAUCCCCUGUGGGAGUAGCUCGUUUGCUGCAGAUGGCGUUUGGAUGCACCACCUUCAGCCUGGUGGCUCACCAAGGGGGGUUCAGCGCAGCCUAUGGCACCUUCUGCAUGUUUGUCUGGACCUUCUGUUUUGCCAUCACUGUCUUCAUCCUCACCUGCGAGUUCACGCACCUGCACAGCUGCCUGAGCAUCUCCUGGGGGAACUUCACCGCGGCUUUCGCCAUGCUGGCCACACUCAUGUCCGUCACAGCUGCUGUCAUCUACCCGCUCUACUUCGUCCAGCUGGACUGUUACCCCAUCAGCUGCAAGGUGAGGGAUUUCCGCAUCGCCGCCAGUGUCUUCGCAGGCCUCCUCUUCCUGGCCUACGCUGCCGAGGUGUUCUUAACCAGGGCAAAACCGGGACAAGUCACCAGCUACAUGGCCACCGUCUCUGGGCUCCUGAAAAUUGUCCAGGCCUUCGUGGCCUGCAUCAUCUUUGGGGCACUGGUGAACGACAGCCAGUACAGCAAGUACGUGGCAACGCAGUGGUGCGUGGCCGUCUACAGCUUCUGCUUCGUGGUGACGGUGGUGGUGGUGGCCUUCAGUGUCACUGGCAAGACUGCCCUGCUGUGGUUCCCCUUUGAGCGCUCCGUGGUUGUCUACACCCUGGGGGCCGUGCUGCUGUACGUCAGCGCGGCCGUCAUCUGGCCAGUGUUCUGCUUCGACAGCAAGUACGGCUCCCCGUGGCGCCCCGGCGCCUGCUCCAAGGGCCGCUGCCCCUGGGAUAGCCAGCUGGUCAUCGCCAUCUUCACCUAUGUCAACCUGCUGCUCUACGUGCUGGACCUGGCCUAUUCCCAGCGCAUCCGCUUUGUCUCGCACCUCUGA
Messenger RNA from Chaetura pelagica (chimney swift), 909 nucleotides. It is a transcript of the gene MYADML2, whose product is annotated as myeloid-associated differentiation marker-like 2. Lineage: Eukaryota; Metazoa; Chordata; Aves; Apodiformes; Apodidae. The transcript has a single exon. The coding region runs from base 1 to 909 and encodes 302 amino acids. The record is from RefSeq and is a predicted model, not a curated record. Gene Ontology annotation, cellular component: membrane.